Spizellomyces punctatus DAOM BR117 is the source of this 1194-nucleotide messenger RNA. RefSeq lists its product as uncharacterized. Bases 17 to 1063 code for a protein of 348 amino acids. Lineage: Eukaryota; Fungi; Chytridiomycota; Chytridiomycetes; Spizellomycetales; Spizellomycetaceae. The record is from RefSeq and is a predicted model, not a curated record. Gene Ontology annotation, molecular function: hydroxypyruvate reductase [NAD(P)H] activity; glyoxylate reductase (NADPH) activity; NAD binding. Gene Ontology annotation, cellular component: cytosol. The transcript is spliced from 2 exons.
AGCAAUCAUCUUCCACAUGUUGGCAUCACUCGCCCAACGACAUUUGAAUCGUUCGUUCCCGUGUCUCCAACAGACUACCCGAAUAAUGACGACGAGCACCACAACCAAACCACGCGUCCUUCUCUGUCGCACCCUCCCUCCACAGUCCCUCCACCGCAUCACAACCGAACCAUCCAUCCAACUGAUUCAAUCGACGGGCACAUCGCGAGAAGAGUUUUUGGAACUUGCACGGGGGGUGGAUGGAAUAUUGGUAAAGUUGACAGAAAAGGUUGAUGAUGAGUUAUUGGAUGCGGCUGGACCUCAGCUAAAAGUGAUUUCAACAAUGUCUGUGGGAUAUGAUCAUAUUAAUGUACCAGCAUGCAAGGCGCGGGGUGUCAGACUCGGUAACACUCCGGACGUGUUGACGGACGCGACGGCGGAGCUCACGAUUGGGCUGCUUUUGGCUACGGCACGUAGAUUUGGGGAAGCUUUGAGGGCACCUAAAACUGGUGAUUGGCAGGCUUGGACCCCUACGUGGAUGUGCGGAACUCAACUGACUGGGAAAACGGUUGGGCUGGUUGGAUUUGGACGGAUAGGUGUCGCUGUGGCAGAACGACUGCAGGCAUUCAAACUGGGCAAGCUCCUCUAUGCCUCACCUAGUGAAAAACCUCAUGCAGCGGGACGGCUGAACGCAGUGCACCUCCCGCUUCCCCGGCUGCUAGCUGAAUCCGACAUUGUGAUUGUGACUUGUGCGCUGACACCGGAAACCAAACACCUGUUUUGUACAGCAACGUUUUCCCAGAUGAAAUCGACGGCAAUAUUUAUCAAUACCGCGCGAGGCCAAAUUGUCAAGCAAGACGAUUUGAUUCAUGCCUUGAAAAAUGGCACAAUUGCUGCAGCUGGACUAGAUGUGACAGAUCCAGAACCGUUACCCAGCAACCAUGAACUAUUACAAUUGGAUAAUGCAGUUGUGUUACCACAUGUAGGUAGUGCUACGAUAGAAACGAGAGAGGCUAUGGCGCAUCUGGCCAUUGAUAACUUGCUGAGUGGGCUUGCCGGAGCCAAGAUGCCAGCAGAAAUUUGAUUAGAAAGACCGAUAUGGUCCUAGUAAAUCCUGGAAACAUAUCGAAUGUAGUAGAAUGUAGCAAAAAGAUGCUGACAUGGCUUCCGUGUUGAAAUGGGAUAUAUCUAAUGCUCGUCAAUCCUUCCGUUCCG